Messenger RNA from Prunus armeniaca (apricot), 696 nucleotides. Lineage: Eukaryota; Viridiplantae; Streptophyta; Magnoliopsida; Rosales; Rosaceae. The record is from the annotation of a GenBank genome assembly.
AUGGGGACCACUUCAGGACCACAGUUCCUAUCGGAGGAUGGAUUACCGUACGGUAUGCCAAGUGGAGCAAGCCUCGCGCUGCACCCUAGCACCCCCUUCGGUAAUCCUCCAGUGCUUCAGACCACGGUCGAAGCGGAGCUUCUAGCUCAAAUGACCUCCCUUUGGAGGGAGAUGGCUAAACUCGAAGAACAUAACAAUCUCCUCUCGUCCAAAGUAAACGAAACCCAGCAGUUGCUUAACCAGCAGGAAACACAGAGCAUUCAGGCUACCGAGUGUUCCCAGAGUCAGCAGACCCCCGGUCGGCAGAAGAAGGGAAAGCAGGGGGCAAAGGCAGCGCCUGCGCCUUCCAAACAGUUGGUGGUCCCGGCUCCACAGGACCAACCUCACGUACCGAAGAAGGUGUACACCGAUUGUCGUCAUCGGCUCAACGACAAGAAGGAUGCCGAACGGCAUAGGUCCCCAAUCAGGGUUAAUGCUCGCCUGCGGGACUACCGGAUGAAGGCCCUGGGAGAUAAAUCGCCCCUUAGGAAGGUCCAGGGUUUGGGUUCGGGGUUGGAAUCUGACGAUGAGUACGUCCCCACAAAGGGCACCGAAUCAAACUACCGUUCGGAAACUCCCCCGGGGUAUUCGAAGGCAAGACCACCAAGUCCGAGGAGAACUUCCGAGGACUUCAGUUCCGAGGAUGUCCCAAGCUGA